Caenorhabditis elegans is the source of this 327-nucleotide messenger RNA. It is a transcript of the gene F59C6.18, whose product is annotated as FMRF-Like Peptide. The record is from RefSeq and is marked reviewed. Lineage: Eukaryota; Metazoa; Nematoda; Chromadorea; Rhabditida; Rhabditidae. The transcript has a single exon. Bases 1 to 327 code for a protein of 108 amino acids.
AUGAGAUCAUUAAUUCUUUUUGUUAUUCUUCUUGUUGCAUUCGCAGCCGCUCGUCCAGUCUCUGAAGAAGUAGAUCGAGUUAAGAGAGACUAUGAUCCAAGAACUGAAGCUCCAAGACGCUUGCCUGCUGAUGAUGACGAGGUUGAUGGAGAAGAUCGUGUGAAAAGAGACUACGAUCCAAGAACCGAUGCUCCAAUCCGUGUUCCAGUUGAUCCAGAAGCCGAAGGAGAGGAUCGUGUGAAGAGAGACUUGUCUUUCAGUCCAAAUACUGAAGCUCCACAACCACCACCAAAACAUCAUCCAGUUCCAAUCGAGAGUGCCAAUUGA